Molecule: messenger RNA, 2959 nt
Organism: Daldinia caldariorum
Lineage: Eukaryota; Fungi; Ascomycota; Sordariomycetes; Xylariales; Hypoxylaceae
Product: serine/threonine-protein kinase cot-1
Exons: 4
Coding region: 744-2627 (627 amino acids)
Biological process (GO): intracellular signal transduction; peptidyl-serine phosphorylation
Molecular function (GO): ATP binding; protein serine/threonine kinase activity
Source: RefSeq, a predicted model, not a curated record
GCAUUUUAUUCCAUUAUUCCAUUCGAGGGUUGGGAUCCAUCCAGACAACUUCAUAUAGUUCUGAAAAAUCCCCCCCUCGCACACUCUCUUUUACCUUCCAUUCCUUACCGGGUCAGGAAGCCAAGUUCAUCGUUCAUCGUUCAAGCUGUAUAUGGGGGAUCUCUUUGUUUUUAUGAGAAAAGGAGAGAGAGUGUGUGUACAAACCUAAGAAAUUCGAGGUUGUGGUAAUAACCCCUCCUAUCGAACUGCGGCGCACUUAUCGAUCGCUUGAAGUAGCUAUCAAUCGUUACGAGCCGCAACACGAAUUAGGCUCUAUUUUAUUUUAUUUAUUUUAUUUUAUUUACUUUUUGUCUUCACCUCCUCGAUCCAAAACAGUCGCUUUCCUGAGACAUAGAUCAGCGUUGCGGUGAAUUCGAUAUUUAAGGGGGACCAAUGAAGAUCUAGCUACCCACAACUGCAACCACCACAAAACCACAACGACCACAACGACAACAACAACAGCAUAGUUGUCACCAAUCUAGCGAUCCAACAACUUAGUAUUCAACCAAUUCUAUGCUCCAAGUGUUGGAACUGUUCUAAACCCAAUAAUUAUUCCAAGACAAGUUACGAAAGGCCCGACUUCUACUCGUUACCUCUAUCUCCACUCACUCCAGCUUAAAUAAUUUACUAGAAAGAUUGCCCAACGAAUACUGCUUUUUUUGUUAGAAGUACCCGAUAAACCCAAGGUUUAAAUCGCAACCAAGAUGGAUCCUAAUAAUCGUCUCUAUCUUAACUUCAACGGUAACGACCGGCUUGGUGGUCCUUCAGAUCGCCAAUACCCUACCACACCCUCGACCUUCCCUCAACCUAUCUUCCAGACGCCUUCGCAACAGCAUCUUGCUGCCCAACAAUCCGCCUCUCAGCAAUAUGGUGGUGGAUAUGCUCCCCAGGGCAGCUACUUUGCGCCCAACCCGUAUCAAGCCCCCGCCGACUACGGUAACGCUCAAGCUGGAGCAUACCAACCUCGAUCCAACACUCCGGGUACUAAUGACCCCAAUGUCGGCUUAGCUCACCAGUUCUCCCAUCAGAAUCUAGGUGGUGCUGGUCGAGGUAGUGCUUAUGGAUCGCGAGGCCCUUCCCCAGGUCAACGACCUCGAACUGCAGGCUCGUCUGGCCAGCAACCUGGCUAUAGCCAUGCGAACGCUUCUCCCAUGCCUGGCCAAGGUUCUCGUCAGUCCGACUUCCAACCCGCACCCGAACGAAACCCCGAGAAAUAUGGUAUCAACGCGAACAACAACCAGAAGAAGUGCUCGCAACUAGCCGCCGAUUUCUUCAAGGAUAGCGUCAAGCGCGCUCGCGAGCGCAAUCUGCGACAGAACGACUUGGAACAGAAACUCUCGGAACCUAACCAAUCCUCGUCGAGGCGCGAGCAAAUUUGGCAAAACGGCGGCAAGAAGGAAGCGCGCUAUCUGCGAUUCCUGCGAACGAAGGAUAAGCCAGAAAACUAUACUACCGUUAAGAUCAUCGGAAAGGGUGCCUUCGGAGAAGUUAAGCUGGUGCAGAAGAAAGCCGACGGUCAGGUCUACGCUAUGAAGUCCCUCAUCAAAACCGAAAUGUUCAAAAAGGACCAAUUAGCCCACGUUCGAGCUGAGAGAGAUAUCUUAGCCGAGUCGGACAGCCCUUGGGUUGUUAAGCUCUUCACGACGUUUCAAGAUGCCAACUUCCUCUAUAUGCUCAUGGAGUUCUUGCCUGGUGGAGAUUUAAUGACGAUGCUCAUCAAGUACGAAAUCUUUUCCGAAGACAUUACACGGUUCUAUAUCGCCGAGAUCGUGCUAGCUAUCGAGGCUGUUCACAAGCUUGGUUUCAUUCACCGUGAUAUCAAGCCUGAUAAUAUUCUUCUCGACCGAGGCGGGCACGUCAAGCUUACCGAUUUUGGUCUAUCCACGGGUUUCCACAAACUUCACGACAACAAUUACUACCAACAGCUCCUGCAGGGUAAAUCUAGUCGGCCUAAGGAUCGGAACUCGGUUGCUCUUGAUCAGAUUAACUUGACGGUCAGCAACCGUUCCCAAAUAAACGAUUGGAGGAAGUCUCGACGAUUGAUGGCGUACUCCACCGUGGGAACCCCCGAUUAUAUCGCCCCCGAAAUCUUCACAGGACACGGCUACACAUUCGACUGCGAUUGGUGGUCGUUAGGUACUAUCAUGUUCGAGUGUCUUGUCGGCUGGCCGCCCUUCUGCGCUGAAGACAGCCACGACACGUACCGGAAGAUUGUCAACUGGAGACAAUCGCUUUACUUCCCAGACGAUAUCACUCUUGGUGCUGAAGCCGAGCACCUGAUCCGAAGUCUCAUCUGCAACACCGAGGUGCGACUCGGAAGGGGUGGUGCUCAGGAAAUCAAGAACCAUGCCUUCUUCCGCGGUGUUGAAUUCGACAGUCUUCGACGCAUCCGGGCUCCCUUCGAACCUCGUCUUACAUCUGCUAUCGACACAACGUAUUUCCCAACUGACGAGAUUGACCAAACAGAUAAUGCCACGGCUUUGAGAAACCAAGCCAUGGCAGUUGGCAAACAAGUGGAGGAGUCGCCUGAGAUGAGCUUACCGUUCAUCGGGUACACGUUCAAGCGGUUCGAUAACAACUUCCGUUAAGCGUUCAAGAUUGUUUACUAGUCACAACUAUUCGGCCCUUUCCAAGCUUUCUUGGCUUGUAAUUCUCAAGAGCUGAAAUUAGGACAAUAGAGAAUUUGGACUUCGAAGAGGGGGGAGGGGACGUGGCUCUGAGCCAGUAAUUUGUCUGGCAUAUCCCUAGAUCCAGGAAAUAAUGAUGCGGUGAGAGACCUGGUAGUCUCGUAUCAGAAAAAAAAAAGAAUAGAAAGUGAAAUUUCUGAAAUGACUGAAAUGAAGACAUGGUGGUCUUGAUCAUGUUAAUAUCCCUGGCCACCUAGUAAACCGUGAGAUGAUAUUGUUUUUGCAUUCCGCGA